AUGAGAUGCCAGUCCCGACUUGAUUUAGUAUAUCGAUGUGCUCUGUCUGCGCGGCCAAAACCUUCGGUCCAUGAACUGCAUCACUCAAUUCGAGCAUCAUCAACGCGGGCAGGUUCUGAGCGGCAACAGAAGAACAACUCUAAGGAGGAUGGCCUCCGAAAUGAUGAGUCCCCGAAAGAAGAAGAAGAAGGCGCGAUGACGAGACGAAUGAAGGAGUUGUCUGAAGACGCCAUGUUAGGAGGCAAAUCCGCAAUGAAGAAUAUGCAACAAGCGGGGUUUUCGGAUGAAUUAAAGAAACAACUAGAAGAAAGGAUAGCUGCCACUUCGUUUAAGAACGAGCAUGCUCAAGCCUUUUCGGUUGCAAAUAUGCCUAGGAGUGCCGGAAGAGGGACACAGGAUCUUGCCGCUGCAGCUCCCUGGACUGGCGAUGAAACCGCCCAUGACGCUGCUCUCCGAAUGCUUAGCGACUCAAAGAAGCCGCUGCGAGUGCCAUUUAAACCGCCAAACCCGUCACCAGUUAAUCUCCAGCCCAGGGUUCGAGCGUCCCAAUCCUCCGGAACCCGCCUCGCACAAGCGCGAGACCGCAAAGAAGUUUAUGAACUGAGUCAGGACGCCCAUAUCUCCGAAGAAGAGCGCGAGGCGUAUCGUCGGGAACUUCGUGACCGAUUCACUCCCGGCGCCCGAGCGUUCCCUAUGAGCCUGCAGGGCCUGAGCUCCCUCGCAAACGAACGCAUCGAAGACGCCAUAGCAAAAGGACAGUUCCGAAAUAUCCCCAGAGGAAAGGGCAAAAACGUCGAGCGCGACCAUGCCGCGGGCAGCCCGUACCUAGAUACCACGGAAUACUUCAUGAAUCGGAUCAUGCAGAAGCAGGAAGUUACUCCCGAGUGGAUCCAAAAGCAACAGGACCUACAACGGGAGAUCCGUCGGUUCCGUGCCCAAUUGAGAAGUGAUUGGAAGAGCCAUGCCGCGCGGUUGAUUUCUAGGCAAGGCGGGACUCUGCAGACGCAGGUCCGGCGUGCGAGGGCCUACGCAGCGGCCGAGGCGAGACAUAACAGGUUCGCUCAAACCCCUGCCGAAAAGGAGGAGAAGAACGCGACAGGCGUCAAGCCCAUGACACAAAUCGACCACGAGGGGAGGUUAUCCCGGAUCCCGGUAUCCUUGUCCAAUAAUUCUCCGGUAUCACAAACCGAAAGUGUGACCAGCACUUCCACAGAAUCGAUUGAACAUGAACCUCUUCCGGACGUGUCGUGCUUACGCGACCCGCAGUACCUCGCAAUUGAAAAAGAGUAUCACGAAUUAAAAGUGAAGAAGCUAAACGAGCUUCUUCGUUCUUACAAUUUGCAAGCCCCGCGAAUAGCCCAGAAACCAUACCUGAAUCUACAGCGUGAACUAGAUCUGUGCUAUGCCGAAGUAGCUCCGUCGCUAGCAGAAGAGGUUUACAACAGAGCUACACAAAAGGCUCACGAUUCCAGUUAUGUGCCUACGAAAGGAGAUGCGGGCGCAUUGCAGCAAGUGUUAGGCUUAGGCCAAAAUGCUCGUGUUCACGAUGAAGACACAUCCAAGGGCUAUGGGCUGAAGCAAUUUUGGCGCGAUCUUUGGAGCCGGGGCGCAACAACUUAG
This is a messenger RNA of Uncinocarpus reesii 1704, 1620 nucleotides long. RefSeq lists its product as uncharacterized. The coding region runs from base 1 to 1620 and encodes 539 amino acids. The record is from RefSeq and is a predicted model, not a curated record. NCBI's taxonomy places the organism in Eukaryota, Fungi, Ascomycota, Eurotiomycetes, Onygenales, Onygenaceae. The transcript is spliced from 2 exons.